This is a messenger RNA of Stylophora pistillata, 3483 nucleotides long. RefSeq names its product E3 ubiquitin-protein ligase TRAF7. Gene Ontology annotation, molecular function: zinc ion binding; protein binding. Gene Ontology annotation, cellular component: nucleolus. Gene Ontology annotation, biological process: Notch signaling pathway; ribosomal large subunit assembly. The record is from RefSeq and is a predicted model, not a curated record. Lineage: Eukaryota; Metazoa; Cnidaria; Anthozoa; Scleractinia; Pocilloporidae.
AAACCGGACGCGCUACAUCGCUUGCACGCGAGACAUCCCUGAAGGUGCACGGUAACCUUAAGUGCGAUGUGAAUACGAUGAAAAACAUACAUGAUGACCGCGAUAUACCUCUGUAUGAAUGUCUGUUCUAAAGCUUUAUCUCUCAUCACAAAAACAGAUUUCAGGCGUUGAGUGGAUGAAAGUGCUUGGUAGGGGUUGGGGAGGGUGUCAGAAAUCCUUCCGGCGUGAGAGAACACGGUUUUAACCUUAGCCUCUGUGGGUUGGAAGCGCGGGAGGAACGCGCUUCCUUAUUUUAACUGCCUACGUUCACCACCUAAGCUCAUACCUGUUUGUAUGUAACUAUCGUCCUUCCUACCCAUAAAAAAUCCAUUACAAAUACUUCCCAUGUAGGAGGAACGUGAAGCGACCUCUAAUAUUUGUACGAUUUCGGCAGAAAUCAGGCGCUUUAUUUGGCGCCAAAUUGUCUUCGAAUGGUGCGCGCGCAGUUGUCGCAAAGGGUCUGGGUAUAGGAAGUCUUUCAUCCGAGAAGAGGCAGAUAUUGUUGUGGUUUUCGUACUAACCUUAUCCACUGGAGCCUCUAGAAACCUUUCAAGAACAAUCAUUAUGGCGAUCUGGAAAGCUUAGUCUGUAUAUCUUCCACAAGGCUGCCUGCAAAAUAGUUGAUCAUUCGCGUGAGUUUGGUGGUUGUGCGGUUUUUCAUUGCGAAAAAUGUCCGGGGUCAUUGGGAAUAUGCACUCGGAGUGUGUAAGAUCGCGAUCUUACGAAUCAAUUAACACCAAGGCACGGAUGGAAACCACAUUUGGAACAUCUGCUUUUUCCCCGGUGACAACUGUAACAAGAGUUGAAAAUGAACGGGAUGGUAGUAGCCUCAACAGGAAUUCUGCUAGUAUGACAUGUGUUGCCUCAAGUAACAGCACUAGUUUGGGACGAGAUGGAGAUAGUAACGGUGUGGUUGGCUCAGAUCAGGGAAGUUUUGAUGCUGUUUGCUUCAAACGGCAUCAUAGAACAUCCUCAACUAUAUCUGCAAGGUCUCAUCAUUCGAUUUCAAGUUGCACAGAUGAUGAUGAAGAGGCAGUUGUUUUGUUUGUGGAGGAGCCAUCAUCAAAACUGUACUGUAUAGUGUGCCAACGUGUGUUUAAAGAUCCUGUCAUUACAUCAUGUGGGCAUACCUUUUGUCGAAGUUGUGUUCUCUCGCGAUCAUCUGAAAAAUGCCCUGUUGAUGACAACAAACUUUCAAUAGUAGUUGUCAACCUUGCAGUGUCAGAACAGAUUGGUGAACUAUACAUCCAUUGUAAAUAUGGCUGCAAACUAAGUUCCACAGGAUCCCUGACUGAUUAUGAAGUGAAUCUUAGUGGGUGCCCUGUGACUGUCAAGCUCUCCAAUAGGCAUGACCAUGAGAGAAAUUGUCAGUAUGCUCCCACUCAGUGUCCAAAUAGUUUACAUUGUCCUACUCUACUAAAGAUGGAUCUUGAAGAUCAUUUACAAGUCUGUGAACACAUGAAAUGUCCACACCAAAAAUAUGGCUGCCACAUGGAAGGUAAUCAUAAAGAAGUCAGACUUCAUCUUGAGACAUGCAAGUUUGAAGCUGUCAAGGAAUUCCUGCAACAUACUGAUAAGAGAAUGGAAGAACUUAAAACAAUGUUGAAAGAUAAAGACCAGGAAAUUGUUUUCCUGAAGGCAAUGAUACUGAAGCUGACAGAACGAGUUGACAGAAUGGAAAAAACUGUAGACAUCAGAAUAGAUCUUUUAGAUGAGAGCCAAACAAAGUUAUCCUCAGACCUACUGGAUUCAAGACAAAGUGUUUCCCAGAUACAGACUGAUUUGGCCAAUGUAGAGGCAAGGCUCUGGGGUGUGGGAACGUUUGAUAUCCAACCAUUAUUUAAGUGCAAAGGAACUUUUGUUGGUCACCAGGGUCCUGUGUGGACUUUGUGUAGCCAUGGUGAAUGGCUUUUUAGUGGCUCUUCUGACAAGACUAUUAAGGUGUGGGACACUCUAACGACCUACAAGUGUGUGAAGACUCUUGAAGGACACAGUGGCAUUGUCCUGGCCUUGUGUACUCAUGAGAAGAAGCUUUACAGUGGGUCAGCAGACUGCACCAUUAAUGUUUGGUGCCUUGAGGAGCUUGAACUGCUCGAUUCAAUUCGUGGUCACGAAAAUCCGGUUUGUACCCUGGUAACAAAGAGAAAAAUGUUAUUCAGUGGAUCUCUCAAGAAAAUCAAGGUGUGGAACCUGCAGACCAUGGAACUUAUUCAAGAACUUACGGGUCUCAAUCACUGGGUGCGCGCGUUAGUAGCCUCAGAAAGGCACCUCUUCAGCGGCUCCUAUCAGACUAUUAAGUUGUGGGAUCUGGACACGCUGGAGUGUGUACGGGUCCUUCAGACUUCAGGAGGCAGCGUGUAUUCCCUAGCGGUCACUAAGGAGUACAUCGUGUGUGGAACAUACGAGAACCAAAUACAGGUUUACGAUGUCAACACUCACAAACAUUUGGAAACUUUAAAUGGUCAUGUUGGUACAGUGUACGGCCUGGCCGUGUUGAGUGCUCCAGGCCAAACUCGUUUGUUCAGUGCUUCUUACGACAGAUCGCUGAGGGUCUGGAAUUUGGAGAGCUUUACUUGUGUCCAGACUUUACUCCGCCACCAAGGAAGCGUGGCUGCCCUGGCUGUAACAAAAGGAAGGAUAUUUUCUGGCGCAGUAGAUAGUACUGUAAAGGUAUGGCAGUGAGUAACAAGCUGUGGAAAAGAAUUUUGGAUUCUUCGAUGGUUUUUGAGUUUUUCUUGAACCAAACUUCCACUGAAGACUUAAUGUGUGUGGCCAUACACCAAAGGAAUUAAUGGAUAGUGGCGUCUCUUGCUGAAACACCCCCACCCCCCCCCCUCCCAACAAUGAAUGAUGUGAGAGACGAACUUCCUUUACAAGGAUGGUAAAAGUUGUUUCGAAAUCGCCGUUUGGAUUGGCUGAUCAUUGCCAGUCUAAGGAUAUCAGAUUUUUUGACAAGCUCUUUUAGAGUAACAUUCUAUCGAUUCGCAAAAAGGAAGAAACUUUUACCCUUGAAUAAGUACUUUUAUUUGGUGAGCUGAAACUUUACAGUUGUCUACCACGAUCGAGUCCAGGGUGCAUUUUUGCGCUAAAACUGAUGAGGUGAUAACAGUUAGUAGGAGACCGAGCUUGCUGUCCAGUCCACAGAUGAUAUGCUUGAGAGUUGGGAUUCCGUUACCAAGUUUUAUCAAGCCACAACAUGGAAAUUCAUGUAAACUCGUGGAAAGAAAUGGCCAAAAACCAAUCUCUGUUUAGGUAGUGUCAAGUCGUUUUGCUUCUCGAUUAGAGCAAUUUUCAAUGGUGUCGAAAGGAACCUGCAGUGGUUUUACUGUGAUUGGUCCAGAAAACUCGCGCGAUUCUCUAAACCAAUUAGAUGCGAAACUUAAACCAAUCACAACUUAGUCACCCGCGUUUUAAGCAGUUUGGUUGUUUUCACAUUGAGUUGCU